GCGAGAAGGAAGCGGAGCGCUCGCUGGAAGCUGUCACACAGUAGUUGUGGCGAAAGCAAGAGAAACCCUUUCCGCACGCGCGCACCCAACUGUUGCGCUACACGGACAAACGGCAAGGCAGAAAAACAACGUUAUACUUACCUGACAGCAACUUCCACAUACUCUGCGGGGAAUUAUUCUCUCCUGUUUCUGCAAUGGCUGAUGUCAUACAAAGCAACGAGCAAUCCUCAUCUGACGUUGCGAAUCGAUUCGCCCGUAAAGGUGCUUUGAGGCAGAAAAACGUCCAUGAAGUGAAAAACCACAAAUUUAUUGCGAGGUUUUUCAAGCAGCCGACUUUCUGCAGUCACUGCACUGACUUUAUUUGGGGGUUUGGAAAGCAAGGAUUUCAGUGCCAAGUGUGCUGUUUUGUGGUCCAUAAACGUUGCCAUGAACUUGUCACAUUCUCAUGCCCUGGAGCUGAUAAAGGGCCAGACACAGACGACCCUAGAAGCAAGCACAAGUUUAAGAUCCACACCUAUGGCAGUCCCACAUUCUGUGACCACUGUGGAUCUCUUCUGUAUGGACUCAUACACCAAGGGAUGAAAUGUGACUCCUGUGAUAUGAACGUCCAUAAACAGUGUGUGAUGAAUGUGCCAAGCCUUUGUGGAACGGACCACACAGAGAGACGAGGACGUCUUUUCAUGAAGAUCGAGGUGAUAGGAGACAAAAUGCAUGUCACAGUUGGGGAAGGCAAGAACAUGAUUCCAAUGGAUCCGAAUGGAUUGUCUGAUCCAUAUGUAAAACUCAAGUUGAUUCCAGACCCUAAACAUGAGACGAAACAGAAAACGAAAACCAUCCGUUCUUCCCUGAAUCCGACUUGGAAUGAGUCAUUUACAUUUAAACUGAAGCCAGCAGAUAAGGACCGUCGGCUGUCUGUGGAGGUGUGGGACUGGGACAGAACCACCCGUAAUGAUUUCAUGGGCUCAAUGUCGUUUGGUGUGUCUGAGCUCAUGAAAUCCUCAGUGUGUGGAUGGUAUAAAAUGUUAAACCAGGAGGAGGGGGAGUACUACAAUGUUCCCAUUCCAGAUGAAGAUGAUGAGAAUACUGAGUUCCGACAGAAGUUUGAGGAUCAGACUUUAGUGGACCUUGAGCAGGUUCCCAAAUUGGGUCCAUCCAAAAAAACCAUCACCAAUUUGGAUGGCAGUGGGUCCACUUUACCCUCAAGCAGUAUUGACAGUGUCAAGCUCACAGACUUUAAUUUCUUGGCAGUAUUGGGAAAAGGCAGUUUUGGAAAGGUGAUUCUGGCUGAGAUGAAAUCUUCUGAUGAACUAUAUGCUAUAAAGAUCCUGAAGAAGGAUGUGGUCAUCCAGGAUGAUGAUGUUGAAUGCACCAUGGUGGAGAAGCGGGUUCUGGCUCAGCAGGACAAACCUCCAUUCCUCACCCAACUCCACUCCUGCUUUCAGACUGUGGAUCGUCUGUAUUUCGUGAUGGAGUAUGUUAAUGGUGGUGAUCUGAUGUACCACAUUCAGCAAGUGGGCAAAUUUAAGGAGCCACAAGCAGUGUUCUAUGCUGCAGAGAUUGCUGUUGGGCUUUUUUUCCUGCACAAGAAAGGAGUCAUAUACAGGGAUCUGAAAUUAGAUAAUGUCAUGCUGGAUGCAGAGGGUCAUAUUAAGAUUGCAGACUUCGGUAUGUGCAAGGAGAACAUUGUGGAGGGUGUGUCCACACGUACAUUUUGUGGAACGCCAGACUACAUUGCUCCAGAGAUAAUAGCAUAUCAACCGUAUGGCCGUUCUGUGGACUGGUGGGCUUAUGGAGUCCUGCUAUACGAGAUGCUGGCGGGACAGCCUCCAUUUGAUGGUGAGGAUGAAGAUGAACUUUUCCAGUCCAUUAUGGAGCACAACGUCUCCUACCCUAAAUCCUUGUCCAAAGAAGCAGUUUCCAUCUGCAAAGGGCUGAUGACAAAACACCCUUCAAAGCGUCUGGGCUGCAACCCAGAGGGGGCGAGAGAUAUUCGGGAACAUGCUUUCUUCCGUCGGAUUGACUGGGAACGUCUGGAAAAUAGAGAAGUACAGCCUCCAUUCAAACCCAAAGUGUGUGGAAAGGGGGCAGAGAACUUUGACAAGUUCUUCACACGCACACAGCCACAGCUGACCCCUCCUGAUGAGCUGGUUAUCGCCAACAUCGACCAGGCUGAAUUUGAUGGAUUUUCCUUCAUCAACCCUCAAUUCGUCCAUCCUUCUCUCAUCAACAGUGAAUAAAACAGGAAAAAGAGGGAAUGAAUGUGAAUCUACCUACUACCCCAAAACUCUGCCCUUGCCUUUACCCUUUUAUCUAACAAAUGUUAAACCAAAACCACAGUAUCUUGAAUUGUCAUGUCUUUUUUGUUUAAAAAUCUAGCAGUUAUUUUCACAUUUUUCACAUCAUUUCAAUGUAGGCCAGUCGGAGAGUUUACCUUAAUGAUUGAAAAUAGAUUGAGAGAUUUUUUUUUUUUUUUUUUUUUAACUGAAUAACACUUAAACUCUGGUUAGGAAGGGCUGUUUACAUUACAAACUGAUCGUCUGACCAGUUUUUAAAAGUCUAGGAGGCCAUCUUAUCUCAAGCCGCUGGUGGCUGACACAGCAUGAUUUCACCACAUCUACCCAAAGCCCCAUAACAAAUACAGAGUUGUGUGCUUCCUAAGACAGUCUUCCCUUUCAGGAUUUCUAAAGGUAAUCGCCAAAGCCAAUGGGGUUUCUGUCUUCCCCUUAGCACUAUACUAAUUUAUCUAUUUACAGAAUUACUUCUGGUGUCAGUUUCAGUACUCACUUUUUGGAGUCUCCAGUGUUUUCUCAUUGUAAGUGUCGUUAAAUGUUUUAAAUAAAAUACUAAACAUCUCUCAGUCUAAUAUUUGCACAUAUUUCAGGUAUGACAUGACAACUUGGCACAUCAGUUUAACAACUUGUUUGCAUUUUCUGUUUGUUCUAUAGUAAAAAAGCAUGCCAAGAGUUUCUGCAGUUCACAAGCCGACAGAGCUGUGGAUUCAUGAGAUGUUAUGAUAGUGUUUUUUUUUAAUAUGCUGUUGUUGCAUAUAAAAUGGUUUUAUUUCACAGUAAACAGAUACACACUUUUACCCAUAAAAUAAAUGACAGAAUAAUAAAGAUAUUACCUCGUUAUCCCUUUAAUUCACCAAGUGUAUUAAAAUAUCCAAAAUAUCCUCUUUUUUGCCAUAGUUGAAAAUAUCCUGGGAACAUGAGAAAAUUUUGUGUCUGUGUGUGUUUUGUUUCGGUAAUGAGGGAUAUUAUGAGAGGGAAAAAUAUUUAAGUGUUGGCAUUUAUAUCAAGCUCUAAUUAUGUUGGUCUUAAACUCAUUGUCUGCAUAUAAGUUAAUACUGAAUAGUAAAUGCUAAUCUCUGCUAUACCUACCGAAUUACCUUGACAUCAUUAUGUUUGGAUUUAACAUAAUUGAUUGUAAAAUGUAAUACCGUUAUGCCAUAUUUCUCCUCUUGCUGCUUCAACAUUUUGGUUAUACUUAAUAAUACAUGCUAUUUAAACAGUAUAAGAUGCUUUUAAUACCAACUAAAUGUGACUUCAUUAUAUUACAAUGGUGAAAUUUCUGUGACAUUAGGGCAAAUUUACAACUGAGGGAAAAGUAUGAAAGUGAGUUUGCAUUAACUGUUAAAGGGGGUAGUUCACCCAAAAUUGGAAAUUCUAUAAUUUUUUACUCACCCUCAAGUUGUUCGGAACCUGUAUGAGUUUCUCUCUUUUGUUGAACACAAAAGAAGAUAUUUUGAAGAAUGUUGGCAAGCAAACAGUUGCCAGUAGCCAUUGACUUCCAUGGUAUUUUUUUCCAUACUAUGGAAGUCAAUGGCUACCAGCUACUGUUUGGUUACCAGCAUGAGUAAAUGAUGACAGAAUUUUCAUUUUUGGGUGAACUCUCCCUUUAACAUAAAACCGAGGUUGAAUUAUUAGCUGGUUUAAAUGUUUUUAGUAACUUUCAUAGUCCAAUUUUAUGAUUAUUGUCCCUUUUAAAUGUGUAAUUUUGUAUUAACCACAUCAUUACACAGUCAGCUCCUAUAAUGCUAUUAUUCAGGUAGAUAUUUGUGUAAUCGUUGUUAUCAUUGGUGUGUACUGUUGUAAACACUGUAACAUGACAUGGAAAUGACCUUGUACUUUGCAUAAUGAAAUAAUUUACAAAUGUGCUUUCGCCAUUCAAUUUUCCAACUGUACUUUGUCAAAACACCUUUGCUUUUGGCUGUUAUGUGUGACCUAAACGGAUUCCAUGGUUUUAAAAUGUGAGCUGAUUGGCUGCUGUCAUCCUACUAUGGUCUGAUAACUUGCCUUUGCCUGCAUGUUUUGGUAUGAAAAUCCACUUGAAAAGAUUUGUGUGUAUUUAUGAAGAAUGUUUUGUUAUCAAUGGAAUAUAAAAUUGAGAUUAUAAGCUUAUUACAGAAUGGAGUAUGAACAAGGCAGAUACUUAUUUAAUAACUCUGAAUUUCAAUUAUUUUAAUGUCUUGAUAUUGUAGUUUGUGAUUCUGUAUGUUCUUCCCAUCUUUUUCUGCUGUUAGAAGUAAUGCAAAGUAUGUAGUAAAUUUCAGAUUUAGAUCAAAAUCACACAUGGGAUAAUCGGCUUGGUUAGAUUUUAGAUCACAGGUGUCAGUUUUCUUCUAGCUCUAAUAUACUUGUCAGUUUAAUGUUUUCCCCCUCUUUUUAUAACAGGACAGCAAAUAUAUGGAAAUGUGAGAUUAGCUCACUUCUGUCUUCUCUUUUUUUCUGUGACUUAUUGAUGUUGAUCCUGCCGUAAAAUCCCUCCAGUGCUAAAAACACCUUUGUUGAAAUUGUAUGCAAACCCCAUCUUUCUUUUCUUGGGUCUUUCCAAAAACCUACUUUGUGUCAGUGCCAUGCUGAACCCAGCAGGACCGCUGUUGCACUAACUGCGUAGCCACAACGAUGUUUGCCAGUAUUGAAUCCAGUAUUUUGUGCACUAGUCUCAUGUAGCCAUACUUUUAACUGAAUGCUGUUACUGCUCUUGAGAUCGCAGUAGAGCAUCUUUUGCUCUGUGUAUCUGCCAUUCAAUCAUGUGCACUACCUUGGCUGUUGUAAAGAAAGUUGCAUAGCAGUUUAAAAAAAAAAAAAAAAAAAACAGGUUUAACAUGGCAUGCUUUGAGUUUCCUCUGCUGUAAGAUGAUCCUUAUGCCUUACCCAAUUCUUUCUAUUCCUGUGCUGCUGAAUUAAUGAUAGAAUACAUGAACAAAUGGAUGAAUGAACUGCUAAUCUUAUUGCUUGUUUUUUCCCUAAGUUGUUUAACUUUCCCUUGAAGGAAAAGUUCACCCAAAAAUGGAAAUUCUGUUUUAAUCUAUAGGUUUGGAAAGACAUUAGAGUGAGUGAAUGACAAAAUGGGGUGAACUAAUCUUUUAAAUGUGCCGUAUCUGCUUCUGUAGUCAUCUAUUGCAAUUAAUUUGAAUUAAUUCUUUAUUAUAUUUGACACCCAAAUUACAAAAACAAGGUGGAAUUACCUUUUCCCAAUUAGUCAGCAAUUCAUGUUUCUUCCGGUACUAUUAAGUUUUGUGUUUGUUGAAGAGAAGAGCAAGAACUUUGCUCCUCGUUUUAUCAUUUUUUUCAUUACUUUGUGUUCUUAAUGUGUAGAUUGGUUAGUGCAUCACUAUGUUGUCCUUUUGCUUUGUGUGACUCAGUCCACCUGUUUUAUUUUCAUCUGUUGAGUUUUUCAUUUAGAGGACAAAAUCAACAGAAUGCCUUACUUUGCUCUCUGUCUCUCAAAUAGCAAGGUCCUGAAUUGAACCCAAAGCACUAUCUGUGUUCCUAUAUACUAAUAUUGAUCCAUAACGUAUAAAUAAACCAAGUAAAAUGUUGUAUUUUGUAGCAGUGUAUAUUAGCCCUGCCUUUGUUGUCUUAACAGAUUAUAUGCUUUUUCCAUGCAAUCCUUGUUGCCAUUUAUACCUAAUGUAUGAUAUAGCAAAUAAAGAAGGGAAAAUGAAAC
Onychostoma macrolepis is the source of this 5952-nucleotide messenger RNA. RefSeq names its product protein kinase C, alpha, a (gene prkcaa). The record is from RefSeq and is a predicted model, not a curated record. The transcript is spliced from 18 exons. Gene Ontology annotation, molecular function: diacylglycerol-dependent serine/threonine kinase activity; zinc ion binding; ATP binding. The coding region runs from base 195 to 2237 and encodes 680 amino acids. Lineage: Eukaryota; Metazoa; Chordata; Actinopteri; Cypriniformes; Cyprinidae. Gene Ontology annotation, biological process: protein phosphorylation.